Molecule: messenger RNA, 597 nt
Organism: Lachancea fermentati
Lineage: Eukaryota; Fungi; Ascomycota; Saccharomycetes; Saccharomycetales; Saccharomycetaceae
Source: the annotation of a GenBank genome assembly
AUGCCGUUAGAGGACUCUAUUUGGUCCCGUGUGCCCGAACAGAAAGCAGCAAAGAAUAAUUCAACGGCAAAGAAGUCCCCAGGACUUGAAUCUAGUAUAUGGGCUCAAGAAUCCACAUCUAAGAAGACAAGGGCUCCCCGGGAUAACGGUACAGAAAGAAGUAAGAAGCCAUCAAACCAAGAACGGCCCAAAAGGCAGGACAAGCAUCCUAAACGAGAGAGCGUUCACCCCAGAAGGAGGUCGUCUGCAAAUGAUAAUGGAACCAAGAUAAACCCUCUUGCAGCACGGUUAGGAUUGGUGCAAAUUGAUGACUCCAGUGAUGGCAGUGACUCUGAAGAGGUCUCAAGGCCUUCUACAAGUGAUAGGAACAAGAUUUUCGAUAAAAGACCCUCUAGAAGUAGGAGGACAAGUUCCACUAAAGGUAGCUCAGCCAAGACUGAUCAUGCCAAAGCAAAUAAGAUGGACGUUCUUAAACGCAAAAUCGAGGAGCAGAAGCAGAUCCAAGAAAAGAACCAUCAUAAAGCGCAGCAAACAAGCCUGUUGAACGAUUUCUUAAAUAAUGAUACUGCUUUCGAUUGGGAUGAUGAGAUUAAGUAG